Molecule: messenger RNA, 1266 nt
Organism: Symbiodinium sp. CCMP2456
Lineage: Eukaryota; Dinophyceae; Suessiales; Symbiodiniaceae
Source: the annotation of a GenBank genome assembly
AUGGCCCGCGAACUCUGCGAGCUGGAGGAGGGAGCCGCCAGGGUGUUUGAUCUCAAAGACGAGGAGGGCUAUGCCGAGUACUUUCGCUUCUCGGCUGCGCAGAGACUUUCUCGGCCGGGCGAGCAUGGCUUCGUCGUAGUUCGUGACGUGCUAGAGUCCAAGCAAGUUCAGGCCACGAUCGAGGAGAUUUGGGCAAGCCCCAGCCUUCUAGGAGGGCGUGUGGACCCCGAAGAUCCAGACACGUGGAGCGAUGGCUGGCCGGUUGGAUGCCGGAACUUCUUGGACCCCUUAGAGCCUUGCUCGGAGGUUGAGACUUGGCGCAACCGCGUGAAUCCUGCCGUGAACCGGGUGUUCGACGUGCUCUGGGAGGGCUUGCCAGAACUCGACAGCGACGAGGAAGGUGCCAGUGCGGAGGGAGGUAGCCUCGUCAUGUCCGUGGACCGUGUUGGCGUGAUGCGCCCCACCAAGUUGUGCAAAGCCACGACAGACGGGCAGAUGUGGGUGGAAAGGCCGGAGUGGAGAACGAGCCGGAACUGGCUGCACUGGGAUCAGAAUCCAUGGUCGUCCCCAGGCUUCACGGCCGUGCAGGGGCUGCUGUGCCUCGCAGGAAGCUCUGGCAGCUCUGGGGGCUUCGUAACUGUCCCGGGCUUCCAUCGAGAGUUCGCACACUGGAGCCAGCGGCAUCCGGCCGGCAGCAUUCCGAAGCGGUCAUCCACGAUGAUACCCUUUCCCGUCCCCGUUGAUGAUGAGAUGCAGGCAAGAAGACGAAAGGUCUUAGUUCCGAGCGGUGGUUUGCUCGUCUGGGACUCGCGGCUCCCGCACGAGAACUUUCCUAACGAGGAUCACUCGUGGCGGAUCGUGCAAUAUGUCACCUGCAAGCGCUUGGUCAUCUCUGACUUGGAGCAUCGUGCCAGAGCUUGGCACGCCGGCUUGCGAACAGGCCUCGUACCAUCGAGCUUCGCGCGGCGCUUCGCACCGGCCGAGCAGCUGAGGCUGGGCAUGGCGAUGGACGGCGACGGUUCCUUUGGCAUGGCAGCGCUGCAAGAGGCAAUCGCCAUGGGGGAGAUGCUGUCCUCAGAGGCUUUGGAGGCAGCUCGCAAGCUCCGGCGAGCCUAUCGACUGAAACAGACUGCUGAGCUGCCCACAGAGCUGCAGGAGGCGACAGCGCUGUUCCGAGAGGCUUUUGCGGCCAAUCCAGACCUGAAGCUGCCGCUACAGUGCGUCGCCAAAUCUGAGAGCACGUAUUUGCCGUUUUGGCUGCUCUGA